Molecule: messenger RNA, 1365 nt
Organism: Prunus armeniaca (apricot)
Lineage: Eukaryota; Viridiplantae; Streptophyta; Magnoliopsida; Rosales; Rosaceae
Source: the annotation of a GenBank genome assembly
AUGGCUUCAAGCGUCAGCCCUUCCAAUUGGGACUCUUCAAAAUUGUUCAAAUUUGAAGAGGACUGGCAUUUGGGGGCAUUUGGAAUGAUAAAGAGUUUGGUCUUGCCUUGCAAGGCAUUGAAGUUUCCCUCUGCAAAGUUUGAAGGGUCUAACCAGUUACGACACAAAGGAACAAAAAUGGAGCUCACUAUAACACGCCCUGAUGAUUGGCAUCUUCACCUUCGUGACGGGGAACUUCUUCAAGCUGUAGUUCCUCACAGUGCAAGUCACUUUGCAAGAGGAAUAGUGAUGCCAAAUCUGAAACCUCCCAUCACUACCACAGCUGCAGCUGUGUCUUACCGAGAAUCCAUCUUGAAAGCACUGCCUGCCGGUAGUGACUUCACUCCUCUUAUGACUCUCUAUUUGACAGACACCACAAAUCCUAACGAGAUCAAGCUUGCAAAAAGAAGUGGGGUUGUGUAUGCUGUGAAGUUGUACCCUGCUGGUGCCACAACAAAUUCUCAAGAUGGGGUUACAGAUCUUUUUGGAAAAUGCCUACCUGUCCUUGAGGAGAUGGCCCAACAGAAUAUGCCUCUGCUGGUUCAUGGAGAGGUUACAGAUGCUGACGUUGAUGUAUUUGAUCGUGAAAAGGUUUUCAUUGACACUGUUUUACGACCUUUAAUCCAAAGACUUCCACAGCUGAAGGUUGUGAUGGAGCAUGUCACUACUAAGGAUGCUGUUAAGUUCGUAGGGUCUUGCAAAGAAGGUUUUGUAGCAGCUACAGUUACUCCACAACAUCUUCUUCUGAAUAGAAAUUCUCUUUUCCAAGGAGGAUUGCAGCCUCACAAUUACUGUCUGCCUGUACUCAAAAGAGAGAUUCACAGACAGGCUAUCGUGUCAGCUGUAACUAGUGGAAGUAAAAGAUUUUUUAUUGGAACUGAUAGUGCUCCUCAUGAGAGACGAAGAAAAGAAUCUUCUUGUGGGUGUGCUGGUAUAUACAGUGCCCCUGUUGCUCUAUCAUUAUAUGCCAAGGUCUUUGAAGAGGCAGGUGCUCUUGACAAGCUAGAGUCCUUUGUAAGCUUCAAUGGGCCAGACUUCUAUGGACUUCCUCGAAACACGUCAAAGAUAAAGCUGAGCAAGACUUCAUUUAAGGGGAUGCGAAAUAUGCUCAAUUCCAUUUCGUUGCAUAAACAAGUGGUGGUAGAGAAUUUGACAGGAAGUCUCUUUUAUGUUCAAGUGGGCAACAAUGCCACGGUUGCUGAUCUAAAGCGAGAGAUUGAAACCCAACAGAAACUCCCUUACGACCGUAUGAUCUUGAUUCUCGGCGCUGAUGAUCAUAGACUUAUGAUGAAGGAUGAUGGCGAUGAUGGGGUUUUCGCUGGUUGA